This is a messenger RNA of Oreochromis aureus, 2357 nucleotides long. RefSeq names its product zinc finger protein 568-like. The coding region runs from base 114 to 1280 and encodes 388 amino acids. The record is from RefSeq and is a predicted model, not a curated record. The transcript has 3 exons. Lineage: Eukaryota; Metazoa; Chordata; Actinopteri; Cichliformes; Cichlidae. Gene Ontology annotation, biological process: regulation of transcription by RNA polymerase II. Gene Ontology annotation, molecular function: DNA-binding transcription factor activity, RNA polymerase II-specific; RNA polymerase II cis-regulatory region sequence-specific DNA binding.
CAAGCGCCUCAGUUUCUAGUUUCGGUUUAAUCAGCUCACAUUUAGAAACCUCGACACAGAAGAAACCGUCACGUUAGUGUGUAUGGAUCCGCCCAGCCUCAGCUGAAGCAGCAAUGAGUUCGUAUCAGUAUCUGAGAGAGUUCAUCAAGGAGAGAAUAACUGCUGUUUGUGAAGAAAUCUUCUCAGAGGUUCAAAAAAACAUCGUCCAGUAUGAGGAGAAGAUCAACUGUCAGCACAGACUGCUGGAUAUCAGCCGGAAACCCGACAGAAACUCACACAUCAUAGACCUCACACAACAACAUGAUUGUGAGGAAGAGGAGAGUCUGGAUGAGGAGCAGGUCUGUAACCAGGACAGGAAAUCCAGUGUGGACCAGGAGGACCCAGAGCCUCCACAGAUUAAAGAGGAACAGGAGGAACUCUGCAGCAGUCAGGAGGGAGAGCAGCUUGGACUGAAGAAGGAAGCUGAAGACAUUAUUGUCUGGAUUGAUGAAGAGCAGCUUAGGCUGCUGGAGAUGGUCUGGAAACCUGAGAUACAGUCACACAGAACAGACCUUCACCAGCAGAGUGUCCGUGAAGAGGAGGUGGUCACCAGAGAGAAGCAGGUCUGUAAUAAGGAAAGGAACUCCAGUCUGGACCAGGAGGACCCAGAGCCGCCACAGAUUAAAGAGGAACAGGAGGAACUCUGCAGCAGUCAGGAGGGAGAGCAGCUUGUACUGAAGCAGGAAAGUGACUACAGUGAACCAGAACCAAACAGUGAGCAGUUCAUUUCUCACAUCUCUCCUGAAGCAGAGAGCCGAGAUCAUGACGAAAGCCAGCGUGUGGACUCAGGAUCAGCUAGAAAGGCAGAGCUGAAAAAGAAUAGAUAUGGCAGAAAGAGAAGUCGCAGUCAGAGAGUAAACAACACUUCUGUGUCAGAGAGUCAGAGUAAACCUCAGAACAGGCAUAAGCAUCUGAUAUGUGACAUAUGUGGAAAGCUUUUUCAAAGGAAAUCCAAAUUGAUUAGACAUCGGAGAAUUCACACAGGUGAGAGACCACAUUCCUGUAACACCUGUGGGAAAAGAUUCAUUCAGAAAUCACAUUUGAGUACUCAUGUAAAAAUUCACACAGAUGAGAAGCCACAUCUUUGCAGGACCUGUGGAAAAAGAUUCAAACUAACCUCUGCAUUGCAACGUCAUGUAAAAAUUCACACAGGUGAGAAACCGUAUUCCUGUAGCAGCUGUGGGAAAAGAUAUAGGCGGCUUGAAUAUGUAAAGACUCACAUGAAAAUUCAUGCUGUUUAAAGUGUCUUCCUCAGAAAAUGUGUUGUGAUUCGUCAUACUUCUUUUUGACAGAUGGAGGUUCUGCUGUUUGUUUGUUGUUGUUGUUUUUAAUUUGUUGUUAUGGAGCUCCAUUAAUCCAUUUACACACAAUCUUAUCUCAGAGUGAACUCAGCUGACUGAACUUACUCUGAUCAGCUGCACUGGAACUGAAAACUCAGAAUUGCUGAUGCCAAAAUUAAUCAGCUCUUGAACAUGCUUCCCAGAAUAGGGCAGUUUAUUACCUCAUUAUUAUAUAGUCAGGGAAAAAAACUUUUUGAACCUCUGCUGAAAUUGUAAGUCUGCCUACUAACAAAGGCAUUAUCAGUCUAUGAAUUCAAUGGUAGGUUUAUUUGAACAGUGAUAGAACAACAACAACACCGAAAAUCCAGAAAAAUGCAAAAAAAAAAGUUAUAGAUCAAUUUGCACGUUCAUGAAUGAAAUAAAUAUUGGGUCCCUUUGCAAAACAUGCUUUAGUGCUUGGUGGCAAAACCUUUGUUUGCAAUCACAGAGGUCUGAUGUGUCUUGUAGUUGUCUACGAGUUUUGCACAUAUCUCAGUGGGGAGUUUGUCCCACUCCUCGUUGCAGAUCCUCUGAGUAAUUAAUGUUUCAUGGCAUCUCAAACCUUCAGCUCUUUCCACAGAUUUUUCUAUGGGAUUAAGGUCGCUUAGACCAAUCCUUUGUAGCCUUGACCAUGUGUUUUGGAUCACUGUCAUGCUGGAAUACCCACUAACGACCCAUUCUCAAUGCCCUGGCUGAGAGAAGGAGAUUCUCAACCAAGAUUUGACAGUACAUGGCCCCUUCCAUCCUCUCUUAAAUCCGGUGCAGUUGUCCUGUCCCCCUGGCAGAAAAACACCCCCAAAGCACAAUGUUUCCACCUCAAUGUUUAACAGUGAGGACGGUGUUCUUGGAGUCAUAGGCCAUAUAGUUUUAGGCCGUAUGUUAUAUGUAUGUUGUUUUAUGUUUUUAUCUUCCGUGUUUUUAUUGCCUGUUUCUAUUGUAAAGCACUUUGUAGUUUUUCACCUGUGAAAGGUAAUGUAUAAAUAAAGUUUGUUUACUUAC